Drosophila takahashii is the source of this 940-nucleotide messenger RNA. Lineage: Eukaryota; Metazoa; Arthropoda; Insecta; Diptera; Drosophilidae. The record is from RefSeq and is a predicted model, not a curated record.
AUGGCAAGCUAUAUAACAGAAGAGAGGAAACUAAAAAAAGAUGAAGACGACGAAGCACCACAAGAAGCAUCAUCAUCCUCAACAGAAGCAUCAUCAUCAACAGAAGCAACAGAAUCAUCAUCAUCAACACCCCCACCAGCUAAUUUCCAAAUCUAUGAUGAGUACGAUGAUUUGUCGUCACCCUCCAAACAAUCAUUUACGCCACUAAAUGAAGAAGAUGGUAAUAAUGAUAAUAAGGAUAUAAAAAUUCCUCAAGGAAAUAAUAUAUUAAACAAAACAAAAGUUGAAUAUGUUCACCUUUUAGGAUCUAACGUAGUUUCAGUAAAUUCAAUUUCUAAUAAUAUUUCUAGUUUUAAUUUAACUGAUGAUGACAUCACACAACUUUAUCACCAAAAUAUAAACAUUAACUUAAGCAAUAGCGAUGAGAGUAAUGAAAAUAAUGAUAUUACUCCUGAACAAGUAGAGUUGGGUUAUUAUCUAAAACAGAUAAGGGAAAAAAACGAGGAAGAAAAAUCAGCUGAAGAAGAAGAUGAACCUGUUCAAGACAGGGAUUCUGAACCUGAAGCUAAAAUGAACCCACAUGAAUUAGAACUGUGGAAUUAUCUAUAUAGGCAACGGGUACAAAACCAAUCAAAUAAAAUAUACUCACCCAAUUUAUAAAAAAUUUCCAAAAAAAAAAAAAAAAUUUAAAAACACACCCAAAUAUUUUAUAUUUAAUACUCAAUUUAUUGAAAUGUAUUUGUUAUUCGUUCAACUUAAUGUUAUACUAACAAAAUAUAAACAUUUAUAUAUAUAUAUUGCUUAAGAUUUAUAUAUAUUUUGUUAAUUUUUAUUGUUCAACACCUUUUAAGAUUUAUAUAUAUUUUGUUAAUUUUUAUUGUUCAACACCUUUUAUCAAACUUACUAAUUAAAUAAAUAUUUUGCAUUGUUAAAUCUAAAA